AAUUGGCCCUGCUUGAUAAAAUACCUCACGACGUGCCACAUCUGGGGUAAUUCCUGUCAAAAGCUGCGCGCCAAGAUGAGGAAGUUGAGGUAACUCUUAAUUACAUUGAUAUUACCGCCACAAGAGCAUGCCACCACGGUGCCUUUACCAGUCUCCCAGUGCACUGCUGUACGGGUUUUUGGUAGCGGCACCUAGGUUGUCCCCCCAUGCUCUGGUGUCCGGGUCCUUGUCAGGGGAGCUCGUGCUUGCCGGCAUACCCCUCCAAGACCUCAUCUGUCGAUAACCGGGGCAAGAACGACCGUCCUACCCGUAAUACUGGAAGGAGCAAUCCAUCACCUGAGCUGUCACCCCAGAUUACUCCGUAUCUACAUACACUACUCUUCCCCGGAUCGGCUCCCAACGAGACAGGAAUAGCUUUACUCACGUCUGGGUCCUCCUCAUCUCGCGCCAGCGGAUCAAGAUCAUCGACAUCCGGCCCCACCCCCGUCAUCUCGGCGGCACUCGGAAGAUAG
Messenger RNA from Podospora pseudocomata, 512 nucleotides. RefSeq lists its product as uncharacterized. Lineage: Eukaryota; Fungi; Ascomycota; Sordariomycetes; Sordariales; Podosporaceae. The coding region runs from base 207 to 512 and encodes 101 amino acids. The record is from RefSeq and is a predicted model, not a curated record. The transcript has 2 exons.